UCUACUUUUAUCCUUUGCACGGGCAACACGCAUACUGCAAAUUUCCAUGCAAAAAUAUUUUAUCGCGCAACAAGUGCUAAUUUAAUUUGCAUAUCAUCAUGGUUGGAACAAUGGACUACGAAAUCCCCGUGCUGGACUUAUCCUUCGUCUCCGGCAAGUACGAUGACCUCCCGGACAAUGUUUUUGAAAAAUUGGCACAGGAAUUUGGAACAGCGAUGAAUGGCGUGGGAUUCGCGUACGUUACAAAUCAUGGCGUUGAUAUGAAAAAGAUUGACCAUAUCCACAAAUUAUCUCACGAAUUUUAUUCCCUGCCGACAGCGACGAAACAGAAGUACCGCAAGACCGACCCGCCAGAAUGCUUUCAUGGCUAUGCAGGACCUGGAGAUGAAUUGCUGAACUAUCAAGAAAAAAAUUCCACCGAACUUCGCGAGUUCUUUGACGUUUGGGGCUUCCAACAAUACGACGCCAAAGAGUACCCCAGCGAAAUACCGGAAUACAAGGCAGCCUUUGACGCUGUUCGACCCGAAUGCAACAACCUGGGGAAAAAGUUGCUUCGAGCGAUGGGAAAAUAUCUCAAGUUGAAGGAUGAGCAAUUUUUUGUGAAAACGCACUCCUUCAUGGAUGACCCCACGAUUCGAACGCAGGCACAAUUUCGAACCCUGCACUAUUAUCAAAUGGACCCCUCGGAUCCGAACAUUCCGACGAAUGCGAUUCGGUGUGGGGAGCAUGCUGACUGGGGGACCAUCACGCUGCUGUUUCAGGACAUGGUGGGAGGGCUCGAGGUCAAAAGGUUGGAUGGAUCCUGGAUUGAAGCUGUUCCCAUUAAGGACUCCAUUUUAAUCAAUGUCGGACAAUUGUUGGAGCUUUGGUCGGCUGGGAUAUUUCAGGCUACAGUUCACCGAGUUCGGAUUCUGGACGAAGAACGCGUCAGGAAAUUGGCCAGGCAGAGCUUCAUAUAUUUCAUCAAUCCCGACGGUGACCAGGUUGUCCAGCCAAUCGUUCCGUGUCCUCCGGGGGAUGAGAAGUUUCUCAAAGUCACGCCCAAGGUGGCCUAUGACCACUACAAACAUCUAAUUGCGGAUGCAACUAAACAUUAUUAAACUUCAUAUUUCUUGCUACAUGUUGGCCUGAUGACAAACACUUAUCAAUUAAAAAAUAAUUAUCACAGCAUCCUAAAAUGUUCGAUUAUCCUUAUCUUUCUAUGUGUUGCUAAGAACGGUACAUUUCAUGCAAAUUAAUAAAAAUGUGUACAUUUCAUGCAUAA
Folsomia candida is the source of this 1264-nucleotide messenger RNA. Its product is annotated as UPF0676 protein C1494.01. The transcript is spliced from 4 exons. NCBI's taxonomy places the organism in Eukaryota, Metazoa, Arthropoda, Collembola, Entomobryomorpha, Isotomidae. Bases 99 to 1100 code for a protein of 333 amino acids. The record is from RefSeq and is a predicted model, not a curated record. Gene Ontology annotation, molecular function: dioxygenase activity.